CUGGGUGCAUCAAUUCUCAGAAAAAGACACCAGAAAUGAACCAUUCUAUUUGAACACUGUCAAAGCAUCGAUAUACCCAUGAUGAACUUGGUAAAGCUUUUGAGAUAUGCAACAUUCUAUAACCUUGAUGCCACUGCACUGGAAUUGCCCUACAAAGACUCUGACUUGUCUCUACUGAUCGUGUUGCCUAAUAGAAAGACAGGUUUGUCACAACUGGAGAGGAAGCUUCGCAUUAUUCCGCUUAGCCAGAUUACGGAAAAGCUAUACUCGACCGACGUAAUUGUCAAGCUGCCAAAGUUCAAGUCCGAAUACGAGGUGGAGUUGACAAAAACUUUUGAGCAGCUGGGAAUGUCCGAAAUGUUCUCGAAUAAUGCUGAUUUUAGUAGAAUGAUCACAAGUCCGGAGCAGUUAAAAGUGUCGAAAAUCAUUCACAAGGCUGUUAUCGACGUGAAUGAAAGGGGCACUGAGGCAGCUGCAGCCACAGUAACAAACAUUUAUAGCAGAGCUGCCAAGCACCCACAGGAGCCCAAUCGAUUCUACGCAGACCAUCCAUUUAACUACUAUAUCAUCAAUAAGCAGAGCAUUGUGCUCUUUGCUGGGAAGUUAAUUAACCCUUAAAUUAAGAGGGAAUCUAUUUCAUAAUGUAUUUGUCUAUUAGUUAAAACAAUUUAAAAACCUUCAAUUUAUAAUAUUUUACUUAUUACAUACUAUAUAUAAAACAUAUAAUUCAGUGCCAAAUAAAUUUAAUUUUA
This is a messenger RNA of Drosophila sulfurigaster albostrigata, 752 nucleotides long. RefSeq names its product leukocyte elastase inhibitor-like. The record is from RefSeq and is a predicted model, not a curated record. Bases 79 to 618 code for a protein of 179 amino acids. NCBI's taxonomy places the organism in Eukaryota, Metazoa, Arthropoda, Insecta, Diptera, Drosophilidae. Gene Ontology annotation, molecular function: serine-type endopeptidase inhibitor activity. The transcript has 3 exons.